This is a messenger RNA of Anthonomus grandis grandis, 4011 nucleotides long. It is a transcript of the gene Ctr9, whose product is annotated as RNA polymerase-associated protein CTR9 homolog. The transcript is spliced from 17 exons. The record is from RefSeq and is a predicted model, not a curated record. Gene Ontology annotation, biological process: regulation of DNA-templated transcription. Lineage: Eukaryota; Metazoa; Arthropoda; Insecta; Coleoptera; Curculionidae. Gene Ontology annotation, cellular component: Cdc73/Paf1 complex. The coding region runs from base 124 to 3708 and encodes 1194 amino acids. Gene Ontology annotation, molecular function: RNA polymerase II complex binding.
UUGACAGUUCACGAUUUGUUGUGAUUUUUAUCUUAGAAUUUAGUUUUAGCUUGUUCCUUUGUAGUUUAUGAAAUGGUGUAUUUUAAAGGCUUAAAAUAAGAUCGGCAUAAAACAAUAUCCAAUAUGUCAGCGGCGGUUAUCGAAAUCCCUCUCCGGGAUACGGACGAGGUGAUUGAACUGUAUGCUGACCAACUUCCUGAAGGAAAUGAAGUUCUGGGUAUCCUCCGACAAGAAAACACCCAGCUAUCCAUCUGGGUUAAUCUUGCUCUUGAAUACUACAAGCAAGGUCAGAUUGAAGACUUCCUCAAGAUCUUGGAGGCUUCUAAAAGUGAUGCAAAUAUUGACUACCGCGACUAUGAAAAGGAUCAAAUGCGAGCCUUGGACAUGCUUGCUGCAUACUAUGUGCAAGAAGCUAAUAGAGAAAAAAACAAGGAUAAGAGAAGAGAGUACUUUACUAAGGCCACAUUGUUAUACACUACAGCUGAUAAAAUCAUUAUGUACGAUCAGAAUCACUUGCUUGGACGAGCCUAUUUCUGUCUUUUGGAGGGAGAUAAAAUGGAGCAAGCAGAUGCCCAAUUCAACUUCGUUCUUAACCAGUCCCCUAAUAAUAUCCCUUCUUUACUAGGUAAAGCUUGUAUAGCUUAUAACAAAAAAGAUUUUAGAGGAGCCCUUGCUUUUUAUAAAAAAGCUCUUAGGACAAACCCGAAUUGUCCAGCAGCUGUUAGAUUAGGUAUGGGUCACUGUUUUAUGAAACUCAACAACCAAGAAAAAGCCCGAUUAUCCUUCGAGCGGGCCCUGGAAUUGGACUCCAAAUGCGUUGGGGCCCUAGUGGGUCUCGCCAUUUUAAAACUGAACAAACAACAACCGGAAUCCAUCCGUACCGGCGUACAAAUGCUCUCGAAAGCGUACACCUUUGAUUCUUCAAACCCGAUGGUCCUAAACCACUUGGCCAACCAUUUUUUCUUUAAAAAGGAUUAUAGCAAGGUGCAACAUUUGGCCCUGCACGCCUUCCACAAUACGGAAAAUGAGGCGAUGAGGGCGGAAAGUUGUUAUCAAUUGGCCAGGGCUUUUCAUGUCCAAGGCGAUUACGAUCAGGCAUUUCAGUAUUAUUAUCAAGCCACUCAGUUUGCUCCUGUGGCUUUUGUGUUGCCACAUUUUGGGUUGGGGCAGAUGUAUAUCUAUAGAGGCGACACCGAAAAUGCGGCCCAAUGCUUCGAAAAAGUCCUGAAAGCCCAACCGGGCAAUUACGAAACCAUGAAGAUCCUCGGUUCGCUUUAUGCCAACUCUACGUCGCAAUCCAAACGUGAUAUCGCGAAAAACCACCUUAAAAAAGUAACGGAACAAUUCCCGGAUGACGUGGAGGCCUGGAUCGAACUGGCUCAGAUUCUGGAACAAUCCGACUUGCAGGGAUCUUUGGCCGCUUAUGGCACCGCUAUAAAUAUUUUAAAUAAAGACGUACAAGCCGAAAUUCCAACUGAAAUAUUGAAUAAUGUGGCCGCGUUGCACUACAGGACGGGAAAUCUGGAGGAAGCGAAAAAAACGUUAGAAGAAGCCUUGGACCGGGCCAAAUCUGAGGCCCAGCAUGAUCCACAAUAUUACAAUAUAAUUUCGGUCACUAUAACUUACAAUCUGGCCCGAUUAAACGAAGCCCUGUGCCUUUUUGACAAGUCCGAGAAACUUUAUAAGGAUAUCUUGAAGGAGCAUCCCAAUUAUGUGGACUGUUAUUUGCGGUUGGGCUGCAUGGCAAGAGAUAAGGGUCAUAUUUACGAAGCUUCUAAUUGGUUUAAGGAAGCUUUAGGGAUAAAUUCGGAACAUCCGGACGCGUGGUCUUUAUUGGGUAAUCUUCAUUUAGCGAAAGCUGAAUGGGGACCAGGACAGAAAAAAUAUGAACGAAUUUUAAAGAAUCCAGCCACGUCACAGGAUUCUUACUCCCUAAUAGCUUUAGGGAACGUCUGGCUACAAACUUUACAUCAGCCAAGCAAAGACAAGGAACGCGAGAAAAGGCAUCAAGAUCGCGCUCUCUCCAUGUAUAAGCAAGUUCUGAAGAUCGAUCCUAAGAACAUUUGGGCGGCCAAUGGUAUAGGGGCAGUACUAGCUCAUAAAGGGACGGUUAACGAAGCGAGGGAUAUUUUCGCGCAAGUUCGGGAAGCCACCGCGGACUUUUGUGACGUUUGGCUCAAUAUUGCUCAUAUUUAUGUUGAACAGAGGCAGUAUGUGAGCGCUAUUCAAAUGUAUGAGAAUUGUCUAAGAAAAUUCUUCAAAUACAACAACGUGGAGGUACUGCAGUAUCUUGCUCGCGCCUACUACAAAGCCGGGAAACUAAAAGAAGCCAAAAUGAUCCUGCUGAAGGCCAGACGUGUUGCUCCACAAGACACGGUUUUACUCUACAAUAUCGCGUUGGUACUACAAAGACUGGCCACCCAAAUACUAAAAGAUGAAAAGUCUACGUUAAAAAUUGUUUUACAGGCGGUCCACGAACUUGGUUUAUCCCUAAAAUAUUUUACGUAUUUGGCGGAAUUCGGUGAUAAAAUGCGCUACGACGUAAACCUGGCAACGCUGGAGGCGCGUCAAUGUAAAGAUCUACUGUCCCAGGCGCAGUAUCACGUUGCCCGAGCUCGCAGAGUGGACGAGGAAGAACGAUUGCUCCGAAGAAAACAGGAUGAGGAGCGUACGGCCUUUAAGAUGAAACAAAUGGAAGAACAGAAACGUAGAGAAGAAGAGAGACGCCAGACCAAGGAGCAGAUGUUGCAGAAACGUCAAGAGUACAAGGAAAAGACUAAGAAUGCCCUCCUGUUUCAAGACAUGCCCUCGGAGAAGAAGGGGAAAGGACGGGGUAAAAGGGAUGUUUACGUAUCUGACUCAGAUAAUAGCGGUCAAGAAAACCGUGGACGGGACGACCGCGAGGGCGGCAAGGAGAAGAAAGAGAGAGGCAGAAAACGUAAGAGGAGCGGAGACAGAAAGAAGAAAGGUGGUGGACGAAAGAAACGUCGCGACAGCGGAGAAAUCAACGAUUCAGACAGUAGUGGUGACAGGGCGCCAAGGAAAGGUAAAGGCGCCCGCAAAGAAAAACCAGGCAAAAAACAGAAGAAACGACAAUCGGACGAGGGACUCAGCAGCAAACAGAAACUCAAAAUCGUCUCUAAAGCGACCAUUUCCACUAGCGAAGACGAUAGCGAUAACGAGAAGAGACCCAGACCACCUACGAGUAGCGACAGCGAUACCGCAAAAAAAACAAAUAAGAAGAGACGAAUCUCCUCCGGUUCUGAGUCUGACCGAAGUAGAUCCAGAUCCAGGUCCAAGAGUCGUUCUAGAUCAAGAUCGAGAUCGAAGAGCGGUUCCAGAAGUAGGUCCAGAUCGAAUUCGAGAAGCAAAUCCAGAUCUAAAUCCAGAAGUAAAUCAAGAUCGCGGUCUAAAAGCGGCUCGAGAUCUAAAAGUAGAUCGAGGAGUAAAUCACGGUCAAGGUCUAAAUCGAGAAGCAAAAGCCGAUCCAGAUCCAAGUCCAAGAGCAGAUCCAGAUCUAAUUCAAGGUCUAAAAGUAGAUCGAGGUCUAAAAGUAAGUCGAGGUCCAGAAGCAAAUCGAGAUCCAGAAGCAAAUCGAGAUCCAGAAGCAAAUCGAGAUCCAGAAGCAAAUCGAGAUCCAGAAGCAAAUCGAGAUCCAGAAGCAAAUCAAAAUCCAAAAGUAAAUCGAGAUCCAGAAGUAGGUCCUAAAGUGUUUGUUUUCGAUGUGGCAAAUAUUGUUAAAGCCUUUUUAUGGUAUAUACGGGGUGACCUUUUUGAAGGGAUAUCACUAUUGAUUGUUGGCAAUAAUUACAGAGUUGGCGAAUUUCGAGUUGUUGUCUGUCAUCUGUAAUUUAAUUAGCAAUAGUGCUAUCAUGGACAAAGUUAGCCUGUAUAUAUUUUUAACAAAAAUUACUUUAUUUUAGCAAGAAGCUUCAUAUUAUUCACGGUUAUCAUCAAUAUUUAAAUUAAGACCAAAUAAAAAGAAUAUUUUAUUGUUUCUUUUUAAGAUUG